AUGGACGCAUUAAAUAGUGAACGAAACGAACCGGUGUUAUCGAAAUCCACAAAACGGAAUUUACGAAGGAAGGAGCAACGACGCAUAAAGAAAGCAAGGCUUGCGGGACCCACUAACCAAUCAAUUGACGAAGGACCCACCACACCCAAUUCUGAUGAUGAGCAAGGCAUCGCACCCGAUUCUAACAAUGGCCAAGACAACCAAGCGGAAGACGAAAAAACCGAAAUAUUUUAUAAUCCGGAGAAAUCUAAACAAUUCGCCAGUAAUAUGAUAGAACAUUUUUGCAGUUUCACCGAUAGCAACAACGAACCCUACACUACUGCCAAUACUGCGUCUAACCAUUGCCAAGAACAUCUCGCGUGCAUUCAGGAACUAAUUCAAGGGCUCCAACCACUCUCAGAUAUAGUCAAUAAUUAUUUUCAUAAUACCUAUCCAACCCUACAUACCAAAAUGAAAAAUCUCAAUCUCGGGCCAAACGUUCCUAAAUCAUUCGGUGCUUUUCCUACUAUUGGUAUCAACUUUAACGUCAUCUGCCAGUUUCAUCGGGACUUGAAAGAUCAUCGAAAUACGCUUUGUGUGGUGUGUCCUCUUGGGAAUUUUGAAGGAGGGGAAUUGGUAUUUCCAGAAUUAAAAUUAAUCGUCCAUGUUAAGCAAGGUCAAGCGGUGGCUUUUCGAUCAAACCUCCUGGUUCAUGGAAAUCUGCCAGUCGUUGCCGGAGUUCGCCACAGCAUCGUUUUUUAUAUCCACAGUACGUUGAUUAAACAAAAACGAAAGUUUGGUUCUCUUUUCGCUGAUUAUGAGUUGGAUUGGGGUAACAAUAAUGAUGAUAAGCCAUCACAAGAAUAUCUUCCUCCAACGCUAGGUUCUGGAAAUAACGAUGUGAAGCUAAAAAAUCAUAGAAGAACAAAUAUAGAUUUGGAACGCGCAAAAAAAGGUUUACCAGCACGGUAUAAGAAAUAA
Messenger RNA from Acaulospora morrowiae, 960 nucleotides. The record is from the annotation of a GenBank genome assembly. NCBI's taxonomy places the organism in Eukaryota, Fungi, Glomeromycota, Glomeromycetes, Diversisporales, Acaulosporaceae.